Molecule: messenger RNA, 1791 nt
Organism: Galeopterus variegatus (Sunda flying lemur)
Lineage: Eukaryota; Metazoa; Chordata; Mammalia; Dermoptera; Cynocephalidae
Product: probable ATP-dependent RNA helicase DDX53
Molecular function (GO): ATP binding; RNA binding; RNA helicase activity
Source: RefSeq, a predicted model, not a curated record
AUGUCCCGGGUCCCGGAGUGGAAGAGGGCAGAGUGUAGUCCAGGAGCUCCUGGGGCCAGCUGCGAUGGCAGAGGUGGCAGAGGCAGCAAUGGGAGUGACUCCUCAGGCGGUUUGGGGCCUAGAGCCGCAGGCUCCCAUGAACCACCACUCUGCUUUAGACUGGAGAACCAUCUGGUUGGCUCAGUCAUUGGUCAUGGUGGGUCAAGAAUAAAAGACCUACAGCAUUCGACAAACACUAAAAUACAGAUAAUAAGGGGGGAUUCCGAAGCAGUAAAAAUUUUUGGCAGCAAAGAUACGAAAGCAAAGGUCAAGGCAGCUUUAGAUACUCUUAUUAAAAGACAAGAAAGGUACCGUUCAGAAUCGGAUGUGGAUAAUGCUGCGUCCCAACCUCCUGUUGGGAGAGACGUAAGCAUAGUUAACGUUGUCAGAGAAGCUCCGCCAUUGAUUGAUUGGGAUCGUAUUAAGGCAGAAGCCGUGGCCUGGGAGAAAAGAAAAUGGGCAGAUUUACCACCAAUUAAGAAAGACUUUUACAUAGAAUCCAAAGCUACAAGCUCCAUGUCUAAAGAGCUGGUAGACACGUGGAGGAAAGAGAAUUACAACAUAAUGUGUGAUGACUUGAAAGGUGGUGAGACGUGCCCCAUCCCUAAUCCAGCUUGUAAAUUUGAGGACGUUUUCUAUCCAUACCCAGAACUUAUGAAAAGCAUAACAAGGGUGGGUUUUCAAAAACCAACACCAAUUCAGUCACAGGCAUGGCCCAUUGCUUUAAAAGGAGUAGAUCUUAUAGGAGUUGCCCAAACUGGCACAGGCAAAACAUUGUCCUACUUAAUGCCUGGGUUUAUUCAUCUUGAUUGUCAACCGAUAUCUAGAGAACAAAGGAAAGGACCUGGCAUGCUAGUCCUCACUCCCACCAGAGAAUUAGCUCUUCAGGUGGAAGCUGAAUGUUCUAAAUAUUCAUAUAAAGGUCUGAAAAGUAUUUGUAUAUAUGGUGAGAGAGAAAGACAAAUUCAAUGCAUUACCAAAGGUGUAGAUAUCAUUAUUGCAACUCCUGGAAGACUGAAUGACUUGCAAAUGAAUAACUUCGUUAACCUACAAAGCAUUACCUACUUGGUCUUAGAUGAGGCAGAUAAAAUGCUGGAUCUGGGGUUUGAGCACCAGAUUAAGAAAAUUUUGUUAGAUGUGCGCCCAGAUAGGCAGACUGUUAUGACAACUGUGACUUGGCCAGAUUCUGUCCGUAGACUUGCACAGUCUUAUUUGAAAGAGCCUAUGAUUGUUUAUGUUGGCACUCUGGAUCCAGUUGCUGUAAACACAGUGAAGCAAAAUAUAAUCGUUACCACAGAAGCAGAAAAACGAGCUCUUAUCCAAGAAUUCCUAGAGAAUAUGUCACCCAGCAAAGUCAUAGUGUUUGUCAACCAAAAACUUGUUGUUGAUGACUUAUCAAGUGAUUUUGGUAUCCAAGGCCUCCCUGUGCAAUCACUACAUGGUGACAGAGAGCAAUGUGAUCGAGAGGAAGCAUUAGAAGACUUUACAAGUGGAAAAGUGAAGAUAUUGAUUACAACUGAUUUAGCAUCCCGAGGCCUUGAUGUUAAUGAUAUCACACAUGUAUAUAAUUAUGAUUUCCCAAAAUCUGAAGAGUAUAUACACAGAGUAGGGCGUACUGGACGAGCAGGAAAGACUGGAACAUCAAUUACCCUUAUCACUCAAGAUAAUUCAAAGAUUGCCAAUGAAUUGAUUCAAAUUCUGAAAAAAGCAAAUCAGAGUGUCCCAGAAGUUCUUGUAGCGAUGGCCAAGUGA